GGAGCACUGUGGGAGCGGCUUCCUUGGAACCGCGCGUGGCAACGUCCCGGCCGCGCAGCUCUCCGCCGAGUGCCGGGAAGGCCGCUCCGACCCCACAGCCUUCGCGGUCUCCCUGCUCCCCUCGCCGCGAGGUACAAAUGAUGCAAAAUGUACACCUGGCCCCAGAGACAGAUGAAGAUGAUCUUUAUUCUGGUUAUAAUGACUACAAUCCAACCUAUGAUACCGAGGAAUUGGAGAAUGACACAGCUUUUCAGCAAGCUGUGAAAACUAGUCACAGCAGAAGACCUCCAAUAACUGCUAAAAUACCAAGCACAGCAGUUGGUAGACCUGUAGCUACUGGAUGUGGGUCCAAGACAUCCCUGGCAUCGUCAAUGGGAAGACCAAUGACAGGGGCUGUUCAGGAUGGAGUUACUAGACCCAUGACGGCAGUGAGAGCAGCUGGUUUUACCAAAGCAGCUUUGAGAGGCUCUGCGUUCGACCCCCUCGGUCAGUCGCGGGGCCCUGCACCGCCCCUGGAGGCCAGGAACGAAGACAGUCCAGAAGAAAAGAUAAGACAAUUAGAGAAGAAAGUAAAUGAGUUGGUAGAAGAAAGCUGUAUCGCUAACAGUUGUGGAGACUUAAAAUUGGCCUUAGAAAAGGCAAAAGAUGCAGGAAGAAAAGAGAGAGUCCUGGUGAGACAACGAGAACAAGUUACAAGUCCAGAAAACAUCAAUUUGGAUUUAACUUACUCAGUUCUUUUCAACUUGGCCAGUCAAUAUUCAGCUAAUGAAAUGUAUCCUGAAGCACUAAACACCUAUCAAGUUAUAGUGAAAAAUAAGAUGUUUAGCAAUGCAGGACGGUUGAAAGUGAAUAUGGGAAAUAUUUAUUUAAAGCAAAGAAAUUAUUCCAAAGCCAUUAAAUUCUACCGAAUGGCCUUAGAUCAAAUUCCAAGUGUCCAUAAAGAAAUGAGGAUUAAAAUUAUGCAGAACAUUGGAGUUACAUUUAUUAAAACUGGGCAGUAUUCAGAUGCCAUUAAUUCAUUUGAGCACAUAAUGAGUGUGGCACCAAACCUGAAGGCAGGCUUCAACCUAAUUCUUAGUUACUUUGCUGUUGGAGAUCGAGAAAAAAUGAAGAAGGCAUUCCAAAAACUGAUUGCUGUUCCAUUAGAAACUGAUGAAGAUGGUAAAUACAUUUCACCAAAUGAUGACCCACAUACUAAUUUAGUGAUUGAAGCUAUAAAAAAUGAUCAUCUAAGGCAAAUGGAACGUGAAAGGAAAGCCAUGGCAGAAAAAUACAUCAUGACAGCAGCAAAACUCAUUGCUCCUGUAAUUGAAACAUCUUUUGCUGUAGGUUAUGAUUGGUGUGUUGAAGUUGUGAAAGCUUCUCAGUAUGUAGAGCUGGCAAAUGAUCUGGAAAUAAACAAAGCAAUUACGUACCUGAGAGAAAAGGACUUUAAUCAAGCUGUGGAGACCUUAAAAAUGUUUGAAAAAAAGGACAGUAGUGUGAAGAGUGCAGCUGCAACCAACCUCUCAUUCCUGUAUUAUUUGGAGAAUGAGUUCGCACAAGCCAGUAGCUAUGCAGAUUUAGCUGUGAACUCUGACAGAUAUAACCCGUCAGCUCUUACUAAUAAAGGGAAUACAGUUUUUGCAAAUGGUGACUAUGAGAAGGCAGCUGAAUUCUAUAAAGAGGCUCUAAGAAAUGAUUCUUCUUGUACUGAAGCACUUUACAAUAUUGGCCUUACCUAUAAGAAGCUAAACCGGCUUGAUGAAGCUUUGGACUGUUUCCUGAAACUUCACGCAAUCCUAAGAAACAGCGCCCAAGUCCUUUACCAGAUAGCAAAUAUAUACGAAUUAAUGGAAGAUCCCAAUCAAGCUAUGGAAUGGUUAAUGCAGCUGAUCAGUGUUGUUCCAACUGACUCCAGAGCUUUGUCGAAACUGGGAGGACUGUAUGACAGUGAGGGGGAUAAAUCCCAAGCAUUCCAGUAUUACUAUGAGUCGUAUAGGUAUUUCCCGUCCAAUAUUGAAGUCAUCGAGUGGCUCGGGGCCUAUUACAUCGACACCCAGUUUUGUGAAAAAGCCAUUCAGUACUUUGAAAGAGCUUCUCUUAUACAGCCCACACAAGUGAAAUGGCAGCUGAUGGUAGCUAGUUGUUUUAGAAGAAGUGGUAACUACCAAAAAGCAUUAGAUACUUACAAAGAUAUUCACAGAAAAUUUCCAGAAAAUGUUGAAUGUCUACGUUUCUUGGUUCGUCUCUGCACAGAUACUGGAUUAAAAGAAGUUCAAGAAUAUGCAACAAAACUCAAGAGAUUGGAAAAAAUGAAAGAAAUCAGGGAACAGCGCACCAAGUCUGGCAGGGACGGCAGCGGGGGUCCCCGCGGCAGGAGAGACGGGAGCGCUGGCAGUGACGGUGGCCAGAACUGUAGUGCCGGUAGCAGAGGCGAGCGGCUCAGCGCCCAGCUCCGAGCCCUGCCCAGGACGGAGGAGCCUUACGACAGCAGCAGUAACAAGGAGCUAGACGCCUCCUAUGUGGAUCCGCUUGGCCCGCAAAUAGAAAGACCCAGAACUGCAGCCAAAAAGAGAGUCGACGAGGAUGAUUUUGCUGAUGAAGAAUUAGGAGAUGAUUUGCUUCCAGAAUAAUAUAUAUUUUAAUGUAUUAUUUAUUAAUUAAAGGGAAGGAAUCACCUUACAAGAUAAUACUCAUGUUAAAGUUUGGAUUAAAUACCCAAACUUUAAUUUUGCACACUGUCAAAACUUUAAAUAAGUGUAUUCUGUUCUAUGAGUAUGGAUUUAGAUUUUGUUUUGCUUUUAAUGGAAUAAAAACGUGUGAAAAUAAUACUUUAGGCCAGAGACUUACCCUCUUGAAAACAUUGACCCACAGUAAGAAAUAGAUCUUGUAGCGCUACCUAGUACCUCCACACACGUAAGUAUUAUUACUCACUUAUUACUACAGUGUGUGCUGCUAUUUUCUGUAAUUUCAUUGAAACAAAGUGUGAGUAAUGGAAACACUAUAUUGAUUUCAUGGUUUGCAGCUUAAAAAUACUGUGCUUGGACAUAC
This is a messenger RNA of Balaenoptera acutorostrata (minke whale), 3033 nucleotides long. RefSeq names its product intraflagellar transport 88 (gene IFT88). Gene Ontology annotation, biological process: intraciliary transport; non-motile cilium assembly; kidney development. Gene Ontology annotation, molecular function: kinesin binding. The transcript has 26 exons. Bases 138 to 2615 code for a protein of 825 amino acids. The record is from RefSeq and is a predicted model, not a curated record. Gene Ontology annotation, cellular component: ciliary base; centriole; ciliary basal body. Lineage: Eukaryota; Metazoa; Chordata; Mammalia; Artiodactyla; Balaenopteridae.